This is a messenger RNA of Eimeria acervulina, 591 nucleotides long. RefSeq lists its product as hypothetical. The transcript has a single exon. The coding region runs from base 1 to 591 and encodes 196 amino acids. Lineage: Eukaryota; Apicomplexa; Conoidasida; Eucoccidiorida; Eimeriidae. The record is from RefSeq and is a predicted model, not a curated record.
AUGCUGCAGCAGCAGCAGCAGCUACUGCUGCAGCAGCAGCAAAGCUUUGGUGUUGAGGAGCUGCUGCAGCCGAUACUGGUGCCCUCGUAUGAAGCCGCAGCAGCAGUACCAGCAGCAGCACAUGCCGAAGACCUUAGCGUACACUGCGAGCAACAAGAAAUGUACGAUCAGCAGCAGCUGCAGCAGCAGCAGCAGCUGCAGCUGCAGCAGGAGACGCAGUCCGACAGCUGCAGCAAGAAGCAGAACCUCUUGGGGCUGCCUUGGGAUAAAUUACACUGCAGCAGCAGCAGCAGCAGCAUCAGCAUCAGCAGUGGCAGCAGCUGCAACAGAUGCAGUUGCAGCAGCAGCAGCAGCAGCAGCAGUUGCAGCAGCAGCAGCAGCACGGAGGCCUUCCUUGCUGCUGAUGCAGCUUGGUGGCAAAGGAGAGCUGCGGCGUGGAGACAGCACGCAGUGUCUUCCUUUAAGCAGCUGCAGCAGCUGCAGCAGCUGAGUAAAAGUCUGCAGCAGCAGCUCCGCCUCAUGCAGCAGCAACACUCAACUAAGCAGCAGCAGCCGCAGCAGCAACUGCAGCAGCAGCAAGUACCCAACUAA